This is a messenger RNA of Ilex paraguariensis (yerba mate), 2527 nucleotides long. The record is from the annotation of a GenBank genome assembly. Lineage: Eukaryota; Viridiplantae; Streptophyta; Magnoliopsida; Aquifoliales; Aquifoliaceae.
AAUUAGCUAUUAAGCUCUAUAUUACUCACAAUGACUAGAAAUUUUAUUUUCGUUUUUACCCCCCAAACUAUUUUAAAUUGCAAUAUCUAUGUAGAUAUAAAGAAGGAUAUGUAUUCUACAUUGCAUAUUUUUUACUUUUGUUUCUUUACCUUCUCUUCAGCUGUCAGGUUUCUUCGAUUUGUUGAUCUACUUUGUGUGAGACAAGAAGGUGUCGAUACUUGUUCUUGAGCUAAUUGAGGUCACUGAUGAGUGACUCACAGCUGAAAAUUCUUCGUUUGGGAUUCUAGAGAGAGAAAGUAGGGAUUCUUGUUGUGAGAGACGGGUCUGUGAAGUGAUGAACAGAGAUUGUUAGGGGUUUUGAGAUAUAUAUAUGUAUGUCUGUAUAUGAUUGUUGUGGUGGGUUUGUUGAGUUUUCUCUGAUUUGUUUGGAUUUGAUAUGGGUGGGUGUUUCCCAUGCUUUGGAUCAUCAAACAAGGAAGGGAAUGGGGCGAAAGAAGUGGCAAAAAAGGAUUCUGUGAAAGAAAGUUCAGCUGCUCACUCUGAACAUAUAAGCAGACUUAAUUCAGACAAAUUGAAAUCUCAGGGUGGUAACGAUUCUAAAAAGGAACCAGCAGUUCCAAAGGAUGGACCAACAGCACAUAUUGCUGCGCAAACCUUUACAUUUCGUGAGCUAGCUGCUGCAACAAAGAACUUUAAGUCGGAGUGUAUGCUAGGUGAAGGUGGUUUUGGACGUGUUUAUAAAGGUCGCUUGGAAAGCACAGGACAGGUAGUUGCUGUGAAACAGCUUGACCGAAAUGGCCUUCAAGGAAAUAGAGAAUUUUUGGUGGAGGUUCUCAUGCUUAGCCUCUUACAUCAUCAAAAUCUCGUCAACUUGAUUGGUUACUGUGCGGAUGGGGAUCAGCGUCUCCUUGUUUAUGAAUUCAUGCCAUUGGGAUCUUUAGAGGAUCAUUUACAUGAACUUCCACCAGACAAAGAGCCUUUAGACUGGAAUACAAGGAUGAAGAUUGCUGCUGGUGCUGCUAAGGGAUUGGAAUAUUUGCACGACAAAGCGAACCCUCCUGUGAUAUACAGAGACUUAAAAUCGUCCAACAUCCUUCUUGAUGAGGAUUAUCAUCCUAAGUUAUCAGACUUUGGACUUGCGAAAUUGGGUCCUGUUGGUGAUAAGACUCAUGUAUCGACACGGGUGAUGGGAACAUAUGGUUAUUGUGCUCCCGAAUAUGCCAUGACUGGUCAGCUCACUUUGAAAUCUGAUGUUUAUAGUUUUGGAGUCGUCUUUCUUGAAAUUAUUACAGGGCGCAAGGCUAUUGACAACACCCGGCCUCAAGGAGAGCAGAAUCUUGUUGCAUGGGCACGGCCACUUUUCAAGGAUCGCAGGAAGUUUCCCAAAAUGGCCGAUCCACUGCUGCAAGGUCGAUAUCCGAUGCGAGGACUUUAUCAAGCACUAGCUGUAGCAGCCAUGUGUUUGCAAGAACAAGCUGCGACAAGACCGCUAAUUGGGGAUGUUGUGACUGCUUUGACAUAUUUAGCCUCCCAAAUUUAUGAUCCAAAUGCAGCCAAUGGCCAAAGUAACAGAGUUGGCCCAUCGACUCCUCGGAGCAGGGAGGAUCGGAGGAACAUGGCAGAUGGGCUAGAUAGCCCAGAUGGCCGCCAUAGUUCUCCUUCCACCCAUAAAAACUCUCCUGAUUUCAGAAAAAGAGACUCACUCAGGGAAUCAAGCAGUGGCGCAGAGUUGAGAAGGAUUGAAACCAGUGGUGGGUCAGGGAGGAAAUGGGGUUUGGAUGAAUCAGACCGUCCUGAUUCUCAGAGAGACAGCCCUGUCAGUGCUGGUAGAGCUAGAGAAACUCCAAGAAAUCGAGAUCUAGACAGAGAACGAGCAGUUGCAGAGGCGAAAGUGUGGGGUGAGAAUUGGAGAGAGAAAAAGAGGGCUAAUGCAAUGGGUAGCUUUGAUGGUACAAAUGAUUGAUUGCACUGAAAUUCCUAGGCAUUGUCACCGAGUCUUCUACAAACAAAUGUAUGUUCAGAGGCUAUCAUGAACAUGAGGUGAAGUCUGCAGAUACAUCAUCAUUCACUGUCAUGGUUUCUACGUUCAUUCAUGGAAUAAGAGUUCUUUUAUCCUACUUUGACCGGUGUUGGAGAUGCAGUGUUAAAGGAGUACUUGGAGGAGGGAAAAAGGAGGGGGGGUUUACUGUUGCACCAUGUUAGUAUUAUGUAUUUUUGGGCUUUUUGAAAAGUUCAUGAUACAGAAGAAAAUGUGGGAAGAUGUCUAAUUUUUGCUCCAUAUGUUGUCUUGUAUAUGGGGAAACUUGGUGGGUUUGAUUUGGGUUAUCUCAAUUGGUAUGUUGGUACAUCCAGUAUGGUUAUAUAGGCCCAUUGUGUAUGUUUUUCUCUGAGUUGGUCAUGUUUUUUUCUUAUACAAAGAAGUUUGACCAUCGUAGAGCAAUGUCUUUAUGUAUGUGCAUUUUUGGUUGUUAUGAACGUGUACGAGAACCGAUGUUCUGUAAAGCUUAUAACAUGAAAACUGUCCCAG